Molecule: messenger RNA, 1899 nt
Organism: Dissoconium aciculare CBS 342.82
Lineage: Eukaryota; Fungi; Ascomycota; Dothideomycetes; Mycosphaerellales; Dissoconiaceae
Product: RCC1/BLIP-II
Exons: 2
Coding region: 1-1899 (632 amino acids)
Molecular function (GO): protein binding
Source: RefSeq, a predicted model, not a curated record
AUGACGGUCAUACUCGAUCUGCCCGUGGAGGUGCUCCGCUUGAUCUUCCCUUAUCUAGAACCCGCCGAUUACCUGAAUUUCCUUGCGACAUGCUCUUCGCUUCAUCAGUCCACCUUCCUAUACGAUAGUGUAUACUGGUCUGGACAGACGCGUCACGACUUCCGUGUUCCCAAUCAACCCGUAGCGGCAGCCGAUGGAGUCCGCUGGUUCAAAUUGUACAAAAGAAUGUUGAAGGAAACCUCAGUAUACUCCUGGGGAAACAAUGAGAAGGGAUGCCUUGGACACUCGUUUCGCGCCGGUGGAGCCCGAAUGCACAAUCCGCGUUUGCAGUUUCGAAACCCACACUUCGGCAGACAUUCAGAUCACAUCGCUUGGCCCGGGAAGAUGGAGAAUACGGAGUCUCUUGGCAUUAUAUCUGAUCUACAAUGCGGCGGCUGGUCUACUACAACGUUGAACAAUAAAGGGGUGCUCUAUUCUGUAGGACAGAUGGAUGGCAGCCGAUAUCCUCAAAACCCUUGUCUUGAACCUACCGCGUUGGGAUUUCCUGCGAAUGUGAAGCCUCAUCACAAAAUGAUCAAACAAAUGUCUGCUGGGCGCUCACAUGUCCUCGGGUUAUCUGAUUCUGGACGCAUUUAUAGUUGGCAUGACAUCAGAGAACCAGGACUGUAUGUCAGAUUCGUCGCUCAUACCCUGGUCGAAGACGGGUCGCGGUCAGAGGGUACAGUCCGAAAAGUUGUUGCUGGAUGGAGUCUCAGCGCUGCACUACUAGAAGGGAUUGGUAUUGUCGUCUGGACCCCCGACGCGGUCAGAGAUGGCGCCCGAGCCGAGGCAGUACUGAUUAUGGAAAGCGAGGUUAUCGAGUACAGUAACUAUAAUCGCCGCCUCACUCAGCCCAGCGAUCAAAGUCGACUUCUCGCUGAGACGGUAGGUGAAGUAUUGGAUUUCGUCCUACUUGAUCAUUUUGUCCUAUUCUCCACAGAUCUCGGCAAGCUUUAUGCUGCACGAGUCGACUGGGGAAAUACAGAGCGGAGGAUAAGCUCCUCUGUUGAGAUUCAGAUCCCCAUACCCACAUCGUCUCUGAGCAACGAUGCGAACUCGUCGUUCGUAACGUCAGUUCAAGGCUCAUUUCGCAAUUUCGCAGUCUUUACUCGCUCUGGUCAAGUUCUCACCAGCGACCAAGACCGUAUCAUGCAUCUUGUAGAUGGUGUAUUUCCCGGGGCAACACGCGUUUUUGAUCGAAUCCCGGCGUUACAAGACAGCGGUGUCAUCAGCGUCGCUUUUGGAGACUACCAUUUUCAGGCCCUUCACUCUUCCGGGAAGAUUACAAGCUACGGAAAAGAACCACAGAUGUGCGGCGCUCUUGGGCUUGGUGGGAACGGCAACCCGGAAAGUAGACUACGCGGAAUGCGCAACGACCGUAACAACCCUCAGGAUGGCGUCCUGGUCAAACACGCCUACACAACCGGAAGACAAGUCUGGUUCGAACCAGAGAAGCGCGAUUGGAUCAGAUGGAUUACCGCUGGAGGAGCAGACCCAGGCGAAUCCGCAGAGAGAGUACGAAUGGCCCUGGGAUCAGCUGAUACGACAUGUCAAGGUGAAGUGAGCGAGUGGAUCGAGCAGCAAGGCCGUGAUUGGGACCGGUUUGCAGCACCUUCCAAGGACGAUGAUGGAUUGUGCGCAUAUUUUGCUCUCAGCAUAGCGGCAGCUGGAUGGCAUUCAGCAGCUCUGAUCUUGAAGAAUGACGAUCUAGCUUCCCGAGGCGUGCCUUAUGUUUGGAAGGACCAUAAUUUCCCUCGACUUCGACUUCAAAGUGGAGAAGAGAUGCCGGGCGAAGUUACGUUUGAUGAGUGGCUACAUGGUCGUCCGGAGUUCAAGCUCCACGAAGAUGAGUGGAUAUAA